Molecule: messenger RNA, 3092 nt
Organism: Epinephelus fuscoguttatus (brown-marbled grouper)
Lineage: Eukaryota; Metazoa; Chordata; Actinopteri; Perciformes; Serranidae
Gene: rad21l1
Product: RAD21 cohesin complex component like 1
Exons: 15
Coding region: 128-1738 (536 amino acids)
Biological process (GO): synaptonemal complex assembly; replication-born double-strand break repair via sister chromatid exchange; mitotic sister chromatid cohesion
Cellular component (GO): synaptonemal complex; cohesin complex
Molecular function (GO): protein binding; chromatin binding
Source: RefSeq, a predicted model, not a curated record
GUCACGACCAGCCCAAGUUGCUGCCUGGUAACGUCCUCGCGGUGAUGUGCACUCUCCAUCUGUCAACUCAUCUGUCAAAACGCGGCACUUUAAAAGUGAAGGUGACAGCUAGCUUCAAUGCUUCAUAAUGAUGUUCUACACUCAGCUCUUCACCUCCAAGCGGGGGCCGCUAGCCAAAAUUUGGCUAGCGGCCCACUGGGAAAGGAAACUCACCAAGGCCCAUGUAUUUGAAUGUAAUUUAGAAACAACCAUCAGAGACAUCAUUUCACCUAAGAUGAAAAUUGGUUUGCGGACCUCUGGUCAUCUGCUCAUUGGUGUGGUCCGGAUCUACUCCAAGAAAACAAAGUAUCUCCUCGCAGACUGCAAUGAUGCCCUGGUUAAAAUUAAAAUGGCAUUCAGGCCAGGUCAGACAGAUAUGCCUGUGGAGGGGCUCGAGGCAACAAUUAAAGCAAUUACCUUGAUUGAAGAUUUCUCUGCCUUUGACACCGAGGUGCCAAACCCAAGUGACAUAGACGUCGUGGACCACUUUUCACUGAACCAGUGUCGAUCAGAGGAUAUCACUCUGAAAGAGGAUUUUGGAAAUGGAUUCCUGAGCUUUAUAGACUUUGGAGAUGAGUCCCAGAGCCACCAGAAUGGGCUGCUGGAUAUGAGCUUCCAGAGCCUGGCUCAACAUGGAGACACAUUUGGGGAUGAGGAUAAAGGAUUCGACCUACUCGACUUUCUGACAAACUCCAGUGAUAAUGCUGCGUCCACCGACUUCAUCCCAGAGGAGCCUCCUAAUGAAAAUCCGGAGAUCUCUACACCCAGAUAUCAACAAGAUGCUGAUAGAAAGGAGAUGGAGACCCCUACAGUGGAUGAGACCACCCUGCUCGCUAACGAGAAGGAGGCGUUUGCUCUUGAACCUGUGGCCAUCACUCCAAACUCAGAGAAGAAGCGGGGGAAGAGGAAACGCAAGUUGGUUGUGGACCAGACUAAAGAGCUGACCAAUGAAUUCAUCAAAAAGCAGCUGUUUGACUAUUCAGAUCUGAUUGCCCCCUUGGACAUGGCCCCACCAACCUUGCAGCUCAUGCAGUGGAAGGAGAGUGGCAGUGCAGACAAACUCUUUACGCAGCCAUGUUCGACUAUAGCAACUCCACAAAUAAAGGAGCUCCUCGCUAAAAGUAUCUUCCAGAUGAAAUUGAGUGUGCGUGAGGAGGUUGAGGUUAUGCGCCAGGGUGGACAAGAAGAUCAGAGGGACCUAAGUGCCCUCACCACAGACGUCAGUGUCGUAGACUCAUCAGUAGGUCCUGAAAGAACUCGCAACACUGAGCUGAUGGACCUCGAUCAUGUGAAUGACAACCAACAUGAGAAUAAUUCAGAUCUCACACAAGAUGAAAACAAGUCGGACUUCACUCACCCAGAGUUUCCAUCCGAAGACUCCAUGUUUGUCCAUCCUUCUUGCAUGCAGGAGGAGACUCAGUCAACUUCUCUCCACACUCAGUCUCUGCUGGACAGCCAGGACUUAAAGGAGAGGAGAGAAACCAGGCGUGCACAGAAGCUUCUGAACACUCUGAAAAACCAAAGUAACAGCGACACCACGUUCAGCCUGGAGGCCCUCUGCGAUGGAGGCACUCGCUUGCAGGCUGCGACCACCUUCUUCUGUCUCCUGGUGCUGAAAAAACAAAAAGCCCUUCACCUGCACCAGAGAGCACCCUACGAGGACAUCCUCGCCACACCUGGACCCACGUUCUAUGACUAGUAAAACAGAAAACAGUUUCAUAACAUUUACAGAGUUGCAGUCCUGGUUCUGCUCGAUCUGCCUCAUGCACAAGUAGCACAAUGUUUGUGUUACUGUCUCAGCUACUCGGGAUGAAAUUAAAAUUACUCAAAUCUUUUCUGGGCUAAAUGGUAAAAACAUUAGUCGUUUAUUUGUGUGUAUGUAAAACAUGCACGUACUCUAAUUGCUUGUUCUCAGCACUUUUUGUUUGCGAGAAUUGGGACAUAUCAGUGAAGGAACAUUGUGUCUAAAACUGCUUUCAUUAGACCUCUGACAUCAUACAGGAUCUGACGCCAGAAAUCACACCGUAAAUAUUUUAAGUGAUCGGCAAGGUCCUUCAUAUCUAUUUAUUUUUUUAAUGUUAUUUUAUAUCAGCAACAUGUGUGAUGUUCCACAGUUAUAUUUCUAGUGUUUUACACCAGUUCCUCUUCUAUUUAUUCCAAACACAGGAUUUUAAGUAUGUGUAUAAGAUCUUUUAUACACUAGGUGUCACUUGAAUUCCUGUUGCAUUUUUAUGGAGAGAGAAAAGCAAAAUGGACAUUUUGUUAUAAGUAAAUGUUGCUUUCUGGUUUUAUUUACAUCCAUUUAAAAUUGUUCUGUUUUAAAAGCGAUUCAUAUGAAACACAGAUAAGACUGGAUAUUUACUGGAUUUGUAGACAUUUUUUGAGCUUUCGCGAGGUUUAUGUUACUGAAGUUUGGGAUGUGAAACUAAAUUCAUAUAUACAACUGUCAUUUUGUUGUUAAGAUAUUCAGUAUGCUUGUAAUUGUUUCCUGCAGCUGCAGAAAACUGAGCACGUCUGUGGAGCACAGGGCCGUAGCCUCAGCAACAAACUGGUGAUUAGUGUUAAUAGAGUCAAACUGAGUUAUAUUUAAUUAUUAGCCUGAAACGUGUUAGAAUUUGUAUUUCAUCCAUUUUAUUCUGUGCUCAGUGCAGACACGACAUCACAUAUUCAGCAACAGAUGAAUAAUUUUCUUAUCUCACAGGUUUACAAAUGAUAGUAGGAGGUGAUGAUUAAUACAGACCUGUGCUUUGAAGGCAUAGGAAUGACUUUACCAAACUGGACUUCAGUGAACUUCCCAUUUCUCAGUUGUUCUUGAAGUUUAUUUUGUAAAAAAAAAUUUUUUUUAAAAAUGUCUUAAGAAUUUACUUUUACUUUUUUUUUUUACUUUUUCCUGACACUGUAAAUAUGUUCUGGCUUAUGUCAUUGCAAAUUGUAUUAAAAUAAAUGCAUAAAUGGAUAUUGUUUAAGUGUGUCUUUAUUUUAAAGGUCCAGUGUGUAGGAUUUAGUAGCAGCUAGCAGUGAAGUUGCAGAAGUGAGUGCCAUGCAUGUAGGGU